AUGAAAGUUGGUCUCCAACUACUUCUGCUUGCCAUUGGGUUGGAGUCACUUGUGGCUCUCGUCAAGUCCCUGAAUCUUUCCAACAUGGCUCUUACUGGCAGAAUUCCACGUGAUUUUGGAAACCUCACAUUUCUUGUUUCUCUUGACCUGGAAAGCAACAAUUUCCAGGGAAAUCUGCCUCAAGAAAUGGCACACUUGCGUAGGCUUAAGUUUCUUGAUUCAAGUUUCAACAACUUCAGCGGGAAGGUUCCUUCUUGGUUUGGAUUUUUAAACCAACGUCAAGUUCUAAAUCUUAGGAAUAAUAGUUUCACUGGUUCCCUUCCUUCUUCAUUUUCUAAUAUAUCCACACUUGAUACUUUGAAUCUGAAUUUCAAUUCCAUAGAGGGCCAAAUACCAAAAGUGAUUGGAAACCUUAGAGAAUUAAACUUGAGGGGUAACAAUCUCAUAGGAUAUAUUCCUCUGUCACUCUCGAAUGCCUCAAGGUUGGAGAUUUUAGAUAUAUCUUAUAAUUCACUUCAAGGAAAUAUCCCAGAAGGGAUCGGCAAUCUUCACAACAUGAACUGGUUGGCCAUACAAUAUAAUAAACUUACGGGUUCUAUACCAUUCACAAUUUUCAAUAUCUCAAGAAUUGAAUUCAUUGCAUUUACUAGCAAUAGCUUAUCAGGAAGUCUUCCAAAUGGUUUAUGCAAUGGUCUCCCAAUACUCAAAGGGCUUUAUCUGUCCACAAACAAGAUUCGUGGUAAUAUGCCUACAAGCUUAUCAAAUUAUUCACAACUUCAAGUAUUGUCUUUAUCAUAUAAUGAGCUUGAUGGACCAAUACAUGGUGAAAUUGGAAGAUUGAGUAACUUGCAGAGCUUGGCGCUCGGAACUAACCAUUUCACUGGUGAAAUACCCAAAGAGAUAAGCAAUCUCUUUGAGUUGGAUGAACUUAAUCUUCAAUUUAAUAGUUUUAGUGGUUCACUUGAUAUGGAGAUCUUCAACAUAUCAGGGCUGAGAAUAAUUGAUCUUUCAUUCAACAAUCUAUCAGGAAGCCUUCCACCAAACAUAGGUUCAAUCGUACCCAACAUUGAAGAGCUUUAUCUGGGAUCUCUUCUUAAUUGUUUAGGGAACAUCACUUCGCUUAGGGAGAUACAUCUUGGUUCCAAUAAAUUGAGUUCCAAUAUACCAUCAAGCUUAUGGAAUCUUGAGGAUCUAGUGGUUCUUGACUUAUCAUCAAACAACAUGGUAGGUUCCUUACCUCCAAAAAUUGGAAAUCUAAAGGCUCUAACAAAGAUGGAUCUAUCGAUGAAUCAAUUCUCAAAUGUAAUUCCAAGAGAAAUUGGAGGAUUGUAA
Capsicum annuum is the source of this 1332-nucleotide messenger RNA. RefSeq names its product LRR receptor-like serine/threonine-protein kinase FLS2. The transcript has 3 exons. Lineage: Eukaryota; Viridiplantae; Streptophyta; Magnoliopsida; Solanales; Solanaceae. The coding region runs from base 1 to 1332 and encodes 443 amino acids. Gene Ontology annotation, cellular component: plasma membrane. Gene Ontology annotation, molecular function: protein binding. The record is from RefSeq and is a predicted model, not a curated record.